CUCAAACACUCUGAACUCUGAAAACACAAUUACACGCCAAUGCCGAUUGCGUGGAUAUCAUGCAGUGUAAUGAAACCACUUUAAUAGCUGAUAAACACGCGAUUCACCUCCCCGCUUCCUCUUUUUGGUGUAUUCAGCUGUGUGUGUAAUCGAAAGGUUGUGUGUGUGGGGGGGGGGGAGAGACUGUAUGCAGAGACGGGGAAAACAGGAAUGUUUCUUCCGGUUCCAAACAGAGUAAAAACGGAACGGAAGCCGAUGCGGUCUUUGUAGUGUCUCGCUACACUGUUGUCCUGCCAUCUUGGCUUCCAAAAACUUGUGCCUUUUUGAACGCUGUGCACCCUAGCUCUGCUACCGGCCUCAGUUUCCCCCUGACUGUAGGAAAACCCAUCGAGACAAGAGAGAGGCCUCUGUCUCCACCAUAGCUGCUACUGACCGCUGACUGCAUGUCUCAGAGCUCUGAGCAACCCCCCUCCUCUUCCUCCUCCUCCUCCUCUUCCUCGUCCUUCCACUCCUCGUCAAGGACCCACAUACCCAAACAACUGUAGCUGCUUCAGUAAAGGCACGUUUGGCGAUCUCUCUCCCUGGACAAAAGGGUUGACCGUCGUCCCCCUGCCUGGCCUUUCAUUGGUUGCUCCUUCAGCGGGGGAGGCAGCUUUAACGCCGAGCCGCUCUCCCUGGAGAUGAAGCUGCAGGCUGUCAUGGAGAACCUGCAUAGGCAGCAGAGGGCCAAGCUGCUAAUGGAGCAGCAGCUUCAGCAGCAAGCAGCCGCACAGCACACUCAGAUCCGCACAGGUGGAGGAGGAGGAGGGGACGAGCCGAUGGGGAGCCCGGCCCCUGAGGCAGAGCAGGCCCAGAUGGCAGCUCUGGCGGCCAUGCGUGCGGUGGCUGCUGGGUUGCAGAGGGUUUCAGAUAGUCCCAUGUCAGAACGCAGCAGCGGCGGCGAGGAUGAUGACGAUGACAAUGACGAAGGGCCAGAGCAUUACAAAGACAUGAUGGGGUCGGAUGAGGAGGAGCAGAUUAAGCAGAAAUGGGACGAGGACGACUUUGAAGGCGAGAUGGAGGAAGACUUCGACGACGACUUGGCGGAAGAGGGUCUGCCCACCGGCCACAAUGCAGUAGCUCCUGGUAAGGGUAUCCUCCUGCUGCCCCAUCGUCAGCUGCAUCCGCACUCUCAGCUGCUAAAAGCCCGCCCCAGCGUCGACCAGGAGCCCCGUGUCGCCAUCCUCCCUCCGCACGCCACUCAUGGCCACCUGAGUGCACAGGACCACGGAGAAUGGACCUACGAGGAGCAAUUCAGACAGCUGUAUGAACUGGACAGAGACCCAAAGAGGAAAGAGUUUCUGGAUGCCCUCUUCAGCUUCAUGCAAAAAAGAGGAACUCCAGUGAACCGUAUUCCCAUCAUGGCCAAGCAGGUCCUGGAUCUGUACAUGCUCUACAGACUGGUGACGGAGAAAGGCGGCCUUGUGGAGGUCAUCAACAAGAAAUUAUGGAGGGAGAUCACCAAGGGACUCAGCCUGCCUACCUCAAUCACUAGUGCAGCUUUCACCCUCCGCACACAAUACAUGAAGUACCUGUACCCAUAUGAAUGUGAUAGAAGGGGUCUGAGUAACCCCAAUGAGCUCCAGGCAGCCAUCGACAGUAAUCGGAGAGAGGGCCGGCGCCAGAGCUUCGGCAGCUCCCUCUUCACGUACUCGCCCAACGGGACGCCCACCAUGCUCUCCUCACCCAAGCUCCCUAGCUCCAGUAUGGGCAUGACUGUUGGCACCAACGGGGCUUCACUGACCCCCAUCCAUAAGAUCAAGAAAGAGGAGGGAGGCCAUCCGUUGCAGGGGAUCAGUAUGGCUCGUCUGCAGGCAGGGGCCUUGGCAGGACACUCGGUGGCUGCUGUGCAGGCAGCAGCAGCAGCUCAGGCAGCGAUGGCUGCUCAGGUGGCUCAGGUGGCGGCUCUGGAGCAGCUGAGGGACAAACUGGAGGCUGGCGAGCCACCGGAGAAGAAGAUGGCACUGCCAGCCGAGGACCACCACCGACUGCUGCAGAGAGCGCUGCAACAUAACCUGCUGGCAAUGACGGCUCAGAUACCCAUGAACAUCCGCAUCAACAACCAAGACAGCAGGCAGGACUCUGCUCUGAACCUCACCACCAACGGCACAAGCAGCAUCAGCAUGUCAGUGGAGCUCAAUGGAGUGGUUUACACUGGCGUUCUUUUCGCUCAGGCAGCAGUGGGUUCAGUCUUCUCCGGUGCGUCCGGUUCGUCCCUCUCCAACAAGUCAGUCAGCAGUCGUGUCGCUCCUCAGCAGCAGCAAAACACACCUACCUCAACCUCAACCUCAACCUCCAGCAACUCAUUGUCUUAACAACCCUCUGCCUUUACCCUUUGCUAUUAUUAUUUUUUUUAAUUACCACGCUAAACAAAGCCAAAAAGCAACCUCAUUUUCUACAUAAUCUAUGCCAAAAAAAGAGAAGCACCGUAAACUUUAACAGAAAGACAAAAAAACUGAAACUCAGAUCACUUGAAGUACACUAUCUCAGGUUUUCUCUCACCAACUCACCUCUUUUGUUCUUCAUAGCCAAAAUGAUCUCGGACAAAAAAAAAAGAACGACGUCUCAACUGAGAGCCAGUAUAUGCUAAACAAAUAUGUAUGCACAACCUGUGAAUUAUUUAUUUCUGCAUAAAUGUACAGAUUCUUGGAACAAAAGAGAAGUUAAUAACUGGGAAGGGUAAUGCACUGUUUACACACAGAAACACAGCUACUGAUUGACAUCGAUGUUUUAUCCUCUAGAGGAGAGAUAUUUUUAUUUUAUUUUAUCUUUUCAUUGUCAUUAUUAUCAUUAUUGUCAUUCUCUUUAUUGUGUUUAUCAUUCAAAUCUUUAACCAUCCUCUCACUGCAGGAAAAAAAAUAUCUAUAUAUUUAGAAUUCUAAAAAAGAAAAUAUGAAUAUCCUCUAUUUUAAUCAAAAUAGCUUUAAAGGUUUAUGGUUUUUUUUCUUCAGGGCAUAAAACAAUGUACCGUUGUGACCUCAUUUUAUGUAAAACCUUAUAACCUUAUUCACAUGGCAGCCGUUACGGAGCUGUGUGUGGAAGAGCGAGUCUGGUGUCAUCGAUUCACCAGUGAAACACAAAUGUAAUGCAACUGGGUUUAAGAAUCUGCAGGGAUAUUGAUCGACUUGGUAACACAUUUAAUCUAUUAUCAACCGCUGCCAGAGUAAGGAGUAGCUAAUUAGCCAGAAUGCUGCGUAGCUGCUAAUGGUCAAGCAGUUGUCGUGGUUCUUCCUCCUGAGAUAACUGGCUGAUUUAUAUCUUAAAGUCUUUGCCUGUUUGUUGACGUAAGGCCAGUUCAAUGCAUAUCUAUGUCGAUCUUGCAGGUAGUUUGUCAAGCUUGGUGUUCAAAGAGGUUAUUUGUAUGAGUGAACUAAAUGAACUAAAGCUUUUCUUAAGCUUUUUUUCUCCCCAAGCGCUGGACUGUCAGAGACUGUUGCUGUUGUGAAUAAUACACAUGUUUCUCAGGUGUCUGUCCUCUCAUCUCUUUGACAGAGCAAUGCUUUUUUAACUUCAUCCUUGGCAGAAAGAUCAAAAAAAUUAUCCUUUCACUAACUUGGCCUUCUCGAGGAGUGAUUGUCUUAAGAUUACAUGCAUGCCCAUAUUUGUACAUAAAGCCCCUCAGGAGUGAAACAGGAAAGCUGUCAUUUCCUGUCUUAAAUUCACAGAAGUUGUUCAUCCACUAAACGUAUUACUGUGGAGACUCACGUGGACAAUCAGGUGUCUGGAGCAGCUUUCUGAGCUUCAGAAGAAACUUUUCUCGACAGUUAUUUCAGCUGACAUUUUUUGUGCUUUUUUUUUUGUAUCAUAGAUUACGGAUGCUUUUCUUUCAGCUUUGUGUUUUGCAUGACUUAGGGCUUCUUCUGAUCCAAGUGCUUGAUGUCCUGAGCUGUGACAAGGACAGGGUCUCCUUGAGACUAGCUUGCCACCGGAUCGAGGAUAUAACGGAGAAUGUCUUGUGAUCCUCUGACUGUUUUUUAUUGUUGCUUCAUUUGGGGCGUUUGACAAUGUGAGCUCAAGGUUAAUCAGAGCUGCAGCUGAGCGCUGUGUCACUGCAGUGUAUUAAAGAAAAAUCAGCCACAGUGGAGAUACCAUAUCACUCAUUUGUAGAAGUGCAUUUAGAAGCAGAUCAAUCAUUGAGCUUUUUGAACUUUUAACCUGUGUUACCUCUCUGGACUGUUGGCUGCUGACGAUUGUUACUCACUCCCCUCACCCAUCCCUGAGCCCACCGCUACGCAAAGCAGCCUCAUUCCUACUGUUGGGAAGUAAAUCAGGCUUUGUAUGUGGGUUGUGUUCGGAGGCCUUGACUCAGCAUGAGAUUUCCGUAGAAGGAGCAGUACCUCUGACUAAUCACUUUUUACUGUUCAAGUCAAAUAUCACCUGCUGCAGCUUUGAUUCAGAACUCUUCUCUUGGUGGGAAAUCUCCACCAGCUGCUACACAAACACUGUUCAGGUUUAAACUGCAGACUACUGUCGUUCAGAGACAUAUGCAGACAUCAGAUGCUGUUCUUAUGAUUCAGCAUGCUUCUCAUGAUACUUUACUCGGAUUCAGGAAACAUUUUGUUCAUUUGUUUAUUUGGCAAGAUCUCAUCUUGUUGAAUCUGACAUCAACAUUUUCCUCACAAAGACGACUUAUUAAAAAAAGCCUUGGCUGAAGUAUGUAACAGGCUUGUAAGCUAAUGGACCUUAAAUGUAUGCCUUAUUCUGAUCGUAAAUGAUUGUCACAGACCAAACAGAAUUGGAAAGAAAACAUGCCUUCAUCAAACUAUAAGUUUGAACAAUCAAAAGGGAAAUGUACUUUCAGUAGAUUCAAAUAUAAAGCCUGUUAAAUUCAUUUUAUUUAAAGGCAUUUUCAUAUCUAAUUUCUAGUUAUUUCAAUAACAUGAAAUCUAAUGAUUUCCUCAAGCCUCAUAUGGAAAUAUUUGCUCCUCUACUAGUUAGCAUUUAGCAGGAUUGUUGUUUCUUGGGUUCUAUAUUUCUCUUCAUUGUGAUUGAAGAUUUAGCGUUAUCCUUAUUUAUAAGGCUGCUCGGUCACUAAGGUUUUUUUUUUCAGCUCUAUUACAAAGGCUAGCUUAUUAUUUUCAAAUAAAAUACACUCUAGGUGGUACAGUAAUAUAUAUCAUAAGUUAUUACAUUAAAUAGUAAGGUUCUUUUCUACGUUUGUGAGUAAAGCAACAUAAUCUCUACUGUGAUGGUGGUGUGCACAUGCUGUUCAAACUGUGUACUGAGCUUUGACAAUAAGACAUUUAAAAAGAAAACGGAUUUUAACCCCAUUUAAAUUGUUGAGCUUUAUUGCUUUUUGAUUCACUUGCGCGAGCAGAUGCUGCUUUAAACCUAAUAUAUAACUAAAAGAAGUGUUUUUCCUGCUAGAACACAGAGAGCCCAGCAGGUCUCUGUCUUCAGGGGGAGCAGAUGUCACAGUUGCUUGAAGUGACUGACAAUCAAACAGAGACCUGCUCUGGCUGAAAGCAUUAGCUCGAGGGGGAGGCCGGUUGAGAUGGCUAAAUUAAAUCAAUACUGAUCUAAAGGAUCAACACUGCUUUUCUUAGAUUUGACCCUGUGACCUUUUGGCCUAUGAGGCAACAUUCAAGCACCUGCCCCCUUCAAUGGAUCCAUGUUUAUCGUAUAACCGUCGAUCGGCUUUGUGAGAUAUUUGUAUAUGAACAGUGGAGGUACUGCAGCUCGCUCGCUCUCUCUCCUUCAGUUUGUGCACGGCAAUCAUUUCAGGGAAGGUUGGCAUCUUGUUAAUUCUGCGUUAGGGACAAUCAGAUGUUAUGACAACACUGUAUACCUCCAAACACACUUUGACAUCCCCUCAACCCCCGGUCGAAGCCCUGUUCCUACCUCAAAAACCAACGCUUUUUGUUGAUGUCUUUGCUUUUCCCACAACAAAGAAGCUUUUUGAAGGUUUAUGCAGGAAAACCUCAUGCAACGUUGUUGAUAAUGGUUCAUAAAGACUAUUCUGACGAUGUAAGAGAUUGCAGUGAACACAGACAAUCAGAUAUCUGCUUAAUAAUUUAACCUUUAAUCAAUUUAAUUUAUGCAAAUGGAACCUGGGAUGGCAGUGAAGGCCAUGUUUCAGCUCAAGCUCUUACCUCCUUACCAAGCGCUCCCUCUAGUGGAAGGUUUUGUUAUGACGCACAAUCAGUUUCCUGAAAAGACAUAAUAUCAGUGUUCAUAUCUUCCUUUUCUUCGAGUGUUUCCAGUCUUUUGUUCUUGUUAAGGCUACAAAGCUCUUGAAACAGUAUUGAGAUCAUCACAGGGCAGUGAAAUACUCCACUGGAAACCGACUCUGUUCAAGACAAUAAUCCUGAAAAAAGAUCAUUUACUCUUGCAAAAGAAAAUGCAGCAAGUCAAUCAAUAAUCAAAUGUCUGUUCUGAACAGGUGUUCCUUUAUGUCAGAUUUAGCUGAUGUUUAAGGGAGGAACAAUCAAACUAAGAAAACUCUGUUAGUCAUACAACUGUUCUUCUUUUUUUUUAAACAGAUUUUGGUUUAUUUCUCUCUAAAUGCUGUCAGCUUCAUCCAUGUGUCUUCUUUGUGCUGAUUUAACUCAUAGGACUUGCAAGUGGUGUAACAAUGGACAAUGCUUUCUGUCUGCAGUUCUUUGUUAUAUUUGUUAUUGUGUUUCAAUAUUUAUGUGUGCAGUUAAGAAGCUGGGAAUUCAUUCAAAGUGCUGUCGUCUGGCUAUAACCAUGACUAAGCUGGAUUCAUUUUCUUCACAUUUUCUAAAGCGAAAUGUUUUGGAGUUUGGUUUCCUGACUAUAUGCAGUUGUAGAAAAAGAAAAAUCAAGCUUUUUAAGGGGCUAUCUGAGCUUCCAAUCAACACAAACCCGCAACCGUUUGCUUGCUUGCUCUGUGUCAAAAAAUGUCAUUUGAAAGAAAGUCAUUGACGGAAUCUGCUGCUUUACUUCCCACCAGAGCUGUAACUUCAUGAACUUCUGUAUAUAAGAAAAAAAGUGAGUCUGACUCCUGGUCACUCAUGUUGGGGAUGUGGACAUUGGCUGGAACAUUUAUGGGUCAGGGUGCAUGUGGGCUUUUGAAUGGACUUCAACACUGACUCAGGUGGACACAAGAAACAUUAUGAGAAAUAACAAGAUGCCUUCUGCUGUGACAAUGGUUGUAUGAAUUAACCUUUAUUACGAAGAUUCAUUAAAUAGAAUAUUUCUGAAAAUGGCUUUUUUUUUUUUUUUUUUAGGGCUGUGAAUUAUAUUAUGUUUAUAAUUGUUUUAUUGCUCUUUCUUUGCUUUUUUUUCUGCUGAAUUUGCUGAAGCAGCCCCGUCACACAGAGAUUACAUUUAGAUCGUAGCGAUAAUGAUGACGAUGAAAAUGUGAUGAUUUUAAGGAAGCAUGUGAUGUGUGUGUGUGUGUGUGUGCGAGUGAGUGAGUGUGAGGGGGGCUUUCAUGUAUCUUCAAGUUAACUUCAGAACUGAAUCAAGACCCUUGUCUUUCACAACUUCUCAGGAAAAUCUACCUCUACCUCUAGUUUGAUGCAUUUAACCCAGGAAGGGCUCACGUUACAGUUAAGCCUGUACACAGAGAGGAAGAGAUGACAGGCGCCAUGCAGGGUUCAGAAUAAACUUCCACAUAGCAGCACAUUACUUUAGAUGUAGCUGUAAUCUCAUGAACCACAUGAAAUCAUAUUGAAAAACAAGUAUUUUGUUGAGUCUCUAUUGUCUUGGCUGGAAACAAAGCAAAAGAUGUAUUUGUCGUCAUGUCGGUGCGAGCUAAGACGUUUAUUUUGGACACUGUUGCUUUCUGUCUUUCUCUGUGUAUCAGGUUUGUAAUGCUUCUGCUGUUAAAUUUAUUUAAGCAUCAACACAGGGAACCUCCAGCUCAAAUACUAAUACUUCAUACUAGUACUGCCGCUAGUACCACUGUUAGUACUGCAACUUUUCUUUUCAGUCUAUUCUAUUCAUGUGUGCUUAUUCCUUCUUUUUCUAUACAUGAUUUAAUUUUUUGAUGAAUGGGAUGUUUCCCGGUAACCACAGGAACAGUGAAGUGGCAGCGGGCAAUGCAACUUUUUAUUUUUAUUUUAUUUUUCUUUAUUUUUGAAGGGUGGAGAGCUAUUCUUUCCUAUUUACUCAACAUGUGUUUGUGUGAAUACUUUUAUUUUGAAUCUGAAAUGAAUAAAAUAUCACAUUUCUCAAAUGUCACCACA
Molecule: messenger RNA, 8195 nt
Organism: Labrus bergylta (ballan wrasse)
Lineage: Eukaryota; Metazoa; Chordata; Actinopteri; Labriformes; Labridae
Gene: arid3a
Product: AT-rich interactive domain 3A
Biological process (GO): regulation of transcription by RNA polymerase II
Cellular component (GO): nucleus
Molecular function (GO): DNA binding
Source: RefSeq, a predicted model, not a curated record